Molecule: messenger RNA, 1402 nt
Organism: Syngnathus typhle (broad-nosed pipefish)
Lineage: Eukaryota; Metazoa; Chordata; Actinopteri; Syngnathiformes; Syngnathidae
Gene: ntmt1
Product: N-terminal Xaa-Pro-Lys N-methyltransferase 1
Exons: 4
Coding region: 147-812 (221 amino acids)
Biological process (GO): N-terminal protein amino acid methylation
Cellular component (GO): cytoplasm
Molecular function (GO): N-terminal protein N-methyltransferase activity
Source: RefSeq, a predicted model, not a curated record
UUUCGAGUAGGACCCAAAUAAGGAAAUGACGUCGAGCAUCAGAGCGAUGGUCGCAAAUAGAAAACUCAAGACCUGACACCGGCAUCGGUUGGAUGUGGGUUCGAGAAGGAGUAAUUGGGGCGUGGAGCUGACAAAGCAGGAGCAGAAUGGGUGACAAAUCAGGAGAGACGAACUUCUAUUCCAAUGCUGAAUGCUACUGGAAAGAGGUUCCCCCCACAGUGGACGGCAUGCUGGGAGGCUAUGGGAGGAUCUCCACCAUCGAUAUAAAUGGAUCCAAGGCUUUCCUUCGCAAAUUCCUUGGCGAAGGGGAGGGCAAGACAAGCGCCGGCUGCGCUCUGGAUUGCGGCGCAGGUAUUGGGAGGAUCUCCAAGCGUCUGCUGCUGCCUCUCUUCAAGACGGUUGACCUCGUGGAUGUGACGCAGGAGUUCUUGGACAAAGCUAAGAUAUACCUGGGAGAGGAUGGCAACAAAGUGGGCAACUACUUCUGUAGCGGACUGCAGGACUUUGUUCCAGAGAGUGGACGCUAUGAUGUCAUCUGGAUCCAGUGGGUCAUUGGCCACCUGACCGACAACCACCUGGUGGAAUUCCUGCGGCGCUGCCACAAAGCCUUGCGGCCCAACGGCAUCAUCGUCAUCAAGGACAAUGUUUCAUACGUAGGGGUGGUGCCCGAUGAGGUGGACAGCAGCGUGUGUCGAGACCUGAAAAUAGUCCACAGUCUGGUGAGCCGAGCAGGCCUUCGUGUCAUCCACGAGGAGCAACAAGUAAACUUCCCAAAGGAGAUUUUCCAAGUCCACAGUUUGGCUCUCCGAUAAGACGUGCUUAAUAACAAGUGCAAUUAUAUUUAAUAAGACGUUUCUAGUCCACAGUCCUAAAAUGAUGUGAUGGUGUUCACUGUACAGUAUGUUUUCAUCAUUGAGGUCUGCUUCAUCUCAUCUGACUGUAUCUUUGCUGCAGGUCUUAUUUAUUUAUCAACAUAUUUGUUCGUCCCAGGCGAAAUAAUAGAUCAUUUUAACUCUGAGCUGAUAGAGGUACAUUGUGACAGAUAAGAACAUUUGCUGUAAGUGCUGGCCUUCCUUUUAACAGUCUUUAAUUGUAUAAUGCAUUUCAGACGACUGACUGAAUCUUUUACACAAGCCAUCAGCUAAAUUAGAAAGCAUUCUGUUUCUCCGUACACUUUGAUUCUAUGUUGCAGCUGACUCUGCAACUAAACUACACAACUUUUACAAAACUUAAAAAUGGCGUCAAUGAACUCACGUUCUAGUUGACAUUGCAUCUGAAACACACUGGUUGGAAGGAGCCAAUAGAACAUGACAGGAAAUUAGCAACAUUGCACUCACCACAACACCAGCAUCAAAACAUUCUGUUUUGAGGAUUUUUUAAACAAUAAAAAUGUAUGGAUUGA